Messenger RNA from Anopheles nili, 996 nucleotides. Its product is annotated as insulin-like growth factor-binding protein complex acid labile subunit. The record is from RefSeq and is a predicted model, not a curated record. The coding region runs from base 1 to 996 and encodes 331 amino acids. Gene Ontology annotation, molecular function: protein binding. Lineage: Eukaryota; Metazoa; Arthropoda; Insecta; Diptera; Culicidae. The transcript has 2 exons.
AUGCUUGCGGCACGCCUCGAGGGCGUGAUAUUCGUGUGCUGGGUCGUUCUGGUGGGUGUGGGAUAUCCUCCCGGAUCGGUGCUAGGUCGAGCCGUACCUCAUCAUCGUCGUCGUGGUGAUGGCGUUGGAACGCUUCAUAAUGCAACUCUCGACAAUCGGACACUUUCCACCGUGAGUCAGCUGGGAACUAGCGGUGAGAUGCUGCUGGAAGGCUGCCACAUCGAUCACUUUGGGCCGGCUUUGUUCAGUAUGCUGCAGCAGACGGACUGUCUAACGCUUCGCGGUGGACUCAUCCCAAGUGUAACGUUUCAAUCACAGCUCCUCGAUACGCUCGUGAUUGACGCCACCGGAUUGCGUACGUUCGAGGUGGAUCCCUUCGAGACGCCAUACGCCAAACUGCGCAUUCUGCAGAUCACCCGGAACGCGCUGGAACACCUCACACCGAGACUGGCGCUUCUCGUGGGUUUACGACGACUCGAUCUAUCCCAGAACCGGCUGACCAUCGUCGAUCUGGACGUGAUGCGGCCACUGGAACGGUUGCGUGAUCUCGACCUGUCCGUUAAUCGAAUCGUUCGGUUCGACGCCUCUCCGACACCCGAGCUACGGCUGGCGGGCCUCCGCAACCUGUGGGUCAGCUACAAUCGAUUGCACACGUUCGAGGAAUUCCCGGGUGCGUUCCCGGCACUGGACACGGUGCGUUUGAUAGGGAACGCGUGGCAUUGUCGGUGGGUGGAUCGGGCACGGGCAGACAUCAUGCGUCACGGUAUCACGGCGUUUGGGGCUGAUUACGAUUGUCCGGGCGAGCGUCAGGGUGGACUUUGCUGCUUCGAUGACGCACCGCUAGGUGAGCAGGAUUUGCCGCAAUCCACGGAACUGCCCGGUGCUGGGUGGGCUGCUGGAGAAAAGCAAUCGAACGGAGAUCUCACGCUGGGAGCGUCGAAUCGGAGCGGUGCAGUGAUAGGGGUGCGUUAUCGUGAUGUGGAAAUAUUCCUGUGA